CGUUGUCGGUCAGUUCCCAUAUUAACUUCAUCCCACGUUAUUUAUUAUUCACAUUGAAACAAGGGUUAGCUAGAAUUCUCUCUGCACCAAAAAUCGUGAAAAUUCUCUGGAUUUCUCUUUGAUCAUGGAGUUGGAACACGUGACCGUCAUUCCCAUAACGCACCUGGAUCAACCAAGGAAGAGAGCGCGUUUUGGCUGGGACGUGCCUCAGGCCCAGGUAGGAAUAUUUUGUGGACAAGAGGUUGGAAAUGUAGCAAGCUAUGCAUCUUCAGGAGCAAUCUCAGGCCAUACUAGUUCUCUGUUUGUUAAAGGAGUGGCUCAAAAUGGUUCUCCCCCAUGGAGGGAAGAUGACAAGGAUGGCCAUUACAUGUUUGCGCUUGGAGAUAAUUUAACUUCCCGCUACAAGAUACACAGCAAAAUGGGAGAAGGCACCUUCGGUCAGGUUUUGGAAUGCUGGGACAGAGAAAGAAAGGAAAUGGUCGCCAUCAAAAUUGUACGUGGCAUCAAGAAAUAUAGGGAAGCAGCUAUGAUAGAAAUUGAAGUGCUGCAACAUCUUGGUAAACAUGAUAAAGGGAGCAACCGUUGUGUGCAAAUACGGAACUGGUUUGACUAUCGUAACCAUAUCUGUAUUGUAUUUGAGAAGCUUGGACCAAGCUUAUACGAUUUUCUUCGCAAAAACAAUUAUCGCUCAUUUCCCAUUGAUCUUGUCCGUGAGAUUGGCAGACAACUGUUGGAAUGUGUAGCAUUUAUGCAUGACCUGCGUAUGAUACAUACUGAUUUGAAGCCUGAGAACAUACUCCUGGUUUCUUCUGACUAUGUAAAAGUUCCUGAUUACAAGAACUCAUCUCGUUCACCAAAGGACAUUUCCUACUAUAAAAGAGUCCCAAAAUCAAGUGCCAUUAAGGUAAUUGAUUUUGGUAGCACAACUUAUGAGCGACAAGAUCAGAAUUACAUUGUAUCAACACGGCAUUACCGCGCACCAGAAGUUAUUCUUGGACUUGGAUGGAGUUAUCCUUGUGAUAUAUGGAGUGUUGGUUGCAUCUUAGUGGAGUUAUGCACUGGUGAGGCUUUAUUUCAAACACAUGAAAAUUUGGAACAUCUUGCAAUGAUGGAACGAGUGCUUGGUCCUAUACCACAGCAUGUACUGAAGAGAGUGGAUCGACAUGCUGGGAAGUAUGUUAGAAGGGGUAGGCUGGACUGGCCAGAGGGAGCUGCUUCAAGAGAAAGUAUGAAAGCUGUUUUGAAGCUACCCCGACUUCAGAAUCUAGUAAUGCAACAUGUGGACCAGUCUGCUGGAGAUCUUAUACACCUCCUGCAAGGACUGCUUAGAUAUGAUCCCUUGGACAGGUUAACAGCUCGAGAAGCUCUGAGACAUCCCUUCUUAGCAAAAGUUCAGCAUAGGAGGUGAGGAAUAGAAUGGUCAUGCUAAGAGCUGAGGGCCUGUGAUUGUGUACUGUGUUGUUGCUUUAUUGGGGCUGUGGCAGUUAAUCCAGCUGACAGUGGUGAAGUUCUUACGUUAAGAAUCUGCGUUGCCUAUUACACCCCAACCAUUGGAGAGGUUGGCAUCUGUAAGUAUCUUUGGCAUAAAACUCAGGCACCUCUGCUUAAAUGUCAGGAACCGCUGCUGGGCGUCUCGCUUAGUGUGCUUGCUGGGUUUGAAUGUAUUGUUAGAAGUUGCUAACCCAAUUCCAAGAGUGUACGGUAGGGAAAUCUUGUUGAGAAUUAUUAAUAGAAUGUUGAUUUGGAAGCAGUCCGUCCAAUUCUUUUUACCGUUUUUGGUUGAUUAAACUGCUCCAUUCGUUUUA
Molecule: messenger RNA, 1805 nt
Organism: Populus euphratica (Euphrates poplar)
Lineage: Eukaryota; Viridiplantae; Streptophyta; Magnoliopsida; Malpighiales; Salicaceae
Product: serine/threonine-protein kinase AFC2
Exons: 12
Coding region: 125-1408 (427 amino acids)
Biological process (GO): protein phosphorylation
Cellular component (GO): nucleus
Molecular function (GO): ATP binding; protein serine/threonine kinase activity
Source: RefSeq, a predicted model, not a curated record